GGGUGAUUCUCUACACGUGCGUUGCAGUGGAGUAAAUAAUUGUAUGGUAAAAGAGUAUUUGUAUCGGUCAGUAGUAUCCUACAGCAGAGUUAAUUAGUUUCCUCUGGCCUAAUAGUGCUGUAUGUGUAGACGAUGACACUUUACUGCAGAGCUAAUUAGUCAACUACAGUAAAUCACACAUGUAGAUGCCCUCAGAAUGUAUGCUGCUUCAAGAAUCCAAUUCAGAGGCAGGCAAUUAUUUCUAAUGGAGGGCUGCUUACUGACUUUUGGCAAGUCAUCGAAGACCGUGUAACAGGCAGCCAGGGCAGAUAAAUAUUUAUUUUCUAAAUUGUUUAGGGGCCGUCAGGUAGAAUAGCCUGGCGGGCUGCAUCUGGCCUGCGGGCCACAUUUUGCCCACCCCGAUCUAAUUUGAGUGUUUUGAUAAUACAUGUAGUUCAAGCUUGCAGAUAAAGAAUAUUGGCAGAGGUUGAAGGGAUUUUUUUUCUGAUUCCCCAGAUUAGUAAGCCACUUUUUUUUUCCUUGUUAAAUUAGAAUACAGUUAUCAAAUUAAAUUAAACUGUUUUGGAUUUAGAUUGCAAGUGAGAACAAAAUUUCACCCCAUUUGUUUGUCUUUCUGUAUCCACAUAGUUUGGAGCUUUUGUUAUCAACUAAUUGCUCCCAGUGUAUACCCCGUUUUAUGUAUGCAAGCUGGAUAGCGUGCAGUCAAGACAACAAACCUCCCUUUUAAUUCAUUUGCAUUAUAGCAAAUGAAUUUUGUGGCCUAUGUUAUAAACCAGGACUGAUCAACUAAAUUGUCAGGAGUUUGCAAAGGAGCAUCUCUUGGAAGAUACUAAUAAUGAAUGUACUAAGAGUAUUCAUUGGAUCGCCAUGUGGUCUAAAUCUUCGUAACAUUUUGUGGCAUGGAUUUGCCUCCCCUCAAGAAAUUCCUGUAAAAUAUUGCUCUAUGCUGCUUUUUUUAACUGCAGGAUUGGGGCAGUUACUAAAGAGAUACCUUGUGCAAAACAAAUUCAGUUUAGUACACCGACCUUACAUAACUUUCAGUAACUUGGAGGAGUUGGACAUAUUUCCAGAUAUUAAUUAUGAAGUGCUUUCUUUAACUGAGGAGCUAGCAAAGAGAUCCAGUUUUGUGUUAAAAAUCAUGUUACCCUUUUGGAUUUCUGCACUAACAGCUUUCAGGCAGCACAGGUAUGCUGACUGUAUUACAUUAUUACUUCCUCAGCUGGAAACCGGACUUAGGUUACUCUUUACCACAGUUAAUAAAUGUCCAAGUAGACUGCUAACUGCUGAGCCUUCUUCUCUUUAUACCACCCUUGAUGAGCUGACAGCUUUACCUGAGGUGUCAUUAAUGGCUUGUACUGGAUCUCGUCCAUCAGCCUUAAGUAUGAUCAAUGGAUUUGCUGCUGGAGAUUUGGCAGUAUCUUUGCAGAUGUUGGCAAAACAGUUGACAGAUGAAGAGAUCAAUCAGCUUCCUCUAAUUCUUGGAGAACCAGCAGUGGAAUUUCUUUGGGAUUUCUUGAACCAUCAAGAGGGUCCACGUGUGAGAGACCAUUUAAGCCAUGGAGAGAUCAGUUUAAAUGAGUUUCCUAGAGAAAUAGCCAACCAAAUACUUGGGUUUGCCAUUAUACUUUUAUGCAGAUUUUCAGAAGAAGAGGAGUUUGUAACCCUCAAGGAGCAUACAGCUAUAAAACUACUGAUCACCUGUGCAAAUUGCUACUCAUCUCGUUUUCAUCCAAUUGCCAGACUUAAGAAACAGGUGCUGGAGUGUAUGAAAAGCAUUAGCUCCUGGUCUGAGCUUCCUGUAGUGUCUAAGGAGCAAAUUCAAGCAAUUACAGGGUACAAGCGAUGUACAGAAAUGCAAGAACUAGUGUCUCUGAUUACUGGGAUUCUCUCUCAGUUGCAGCACCAUUUGCCCUCAAGUUGCUACAUUUUAGAUGAUCCAUUAAAUAAUCUCCUAACUGAGGAAUUACUGACUGAGCUUUGUGGUAUGCAGAUUCGCACCCUGUACUGCCCACGGUCGCUCCUGGAAGUAUUGGUGGUACUCCGUCAGAUAGGCGCACAGUGCCAUCAGGUGUCUGAACAAGUUAUUGUUUGCACUGAAAUGAGAUAUAAACAGUGGGUGAACAAAACACUGCAUUCUCGACAGAGGCAUAACUAUCUACGGAUGUUAAAAAGUGUUAAAUUUCUGUCUCCUGUGUUACGGCUGAUUUUAGUGUUGAUUACUCUGGAACUAAACAACAUCCACGCUAUUUGUCAGGAGAAUCCUUUUGAAUAUCAGCAGUAUCUAAAGUUUUUAAAAUCGAUUUUGCAGUAUACUGAGAACUUAGUGACUUAUACAAGCCCAGAAAAAAACAAAUGGGAUGAAACCGGGCAGCUUACCUACAGAGCCUUGAUAAAAAUGAAGACAUUCAAUGAGAGAAAGCUAACAUUAAUGCAAUUAGCUACACAAAAGAAAAUGUCUUGAAAGUGCUUGGUUUUUAAAGUUAUGUAUGUCUAAAUUUAAUGAGGCUAACAUUUUUGGGACAAUUUUUGCUCCUUUGUCCUGUUUCUCUUAUCAAAAAGACUUUCAGAACAGAAUUUGGGAUUUUAAUAUAGCAACAAUGUUGCUGGUAAUAGAGUUCAGUGAUCACUUUUCCUGAAACGGAACGUUUUGCCAAGGGCAGCAAUGAGGACUGGACUGAAAUCUCUCCUAAAUGAUUUGAGAUGGAUUUUUUUAAAGAGUAUUAUGUGAUUUAAAGCUUUUUUUUUUUUAAUUUAUUUUUUUACACUGUACUUGAAAAUGACCGGGAAGACAAUUGGAAUGAAAGUCUUGGAAAAAAUCUGUCUGUAUGUGAAAUCAGAGUACAUGCUGUCUCCUAUUCAUCUUGAUAAAAAAAUAUAUAUUAUGUUCCCAUGUUGCAUACCUCAUUCUUUUUGAUAACUUCUUAUUUUAAGAAUUUUUCAGCAGCAAUCCCUUAUUUACCUCUCCAAAAGAGAAUAGAGGGAUGCAUCAGUUUAAUCUUCAAUCAUCCAUUAAAUUUCACCAAUCCAUUUUUUUUUUUAAGAAUGGAAGAUGGAAUCAACUAAAUGACACACAAUUGACUUUUUUUCUUUUUCAAAUGUAUGCAUUGCUGCUGUGUUACAAUAAAAUAUGUUUAAUGCA
Messenger RNA from Alligator mississippiensis (American alligator), 3139 nucleotides. RefSeq names its product ER membrane associated RNA degradation (gene ERMARD). Lineage: Eukaryota; Metazoa; Chordata; Crocodylia; Alligatoridae. The record is from RefSeq and is a predicted model, not a curated record. The coding region runs from base 836 to 2461 and encodes 541 amino acids. The transcript is spliced from 15 exons.